UACUCAAUUUCAAGUUUAUUUGAACUAUUUUACUUUCUCUGUAAUAUAACUUAUUUGAGUUAAUUUUGUAAUAUUAUCACAGAGAGUAGUUCAUAUGAGUCAGUUCUCCUAUUUGAAAUUAAGUGGCCACUUUACUUUCAUAGAUUUAUAGUUUAGGUUAAGUGCGGCAGUGUCUGAUUACAUAUCAUGCCGUAUCCUGGAGAUUCUGGUGAAAAUGGGAAUAUUGUGUAUGGAAAUGGGCGGCAAAAUGGAGGCCAAGCUUACACCGUGAAACAGGCUUUCGCAGAAGGAGGUCUAAAAGCAGGGGUGUCACAUGCGGCGCGGGUCACCUACAGCGUGCUGUCUCGUCGCAAAGCCGCGGAAGAGGGCGCCGCUCGUCUCGCCAGGGUGCUCUCGGCUUUGGACCUCACGGCUCUGGGGGUCGGCAGCACCCUCGGCGUGGGGGUGUACGUGUUAGCGGGGGAUGUGGCGAAGAAUUACGCCGGGCCCGCUGUCAUACUGUCUUUCCUGCUGGCUGCGGUCGCCAGCGUGUUCGCUGGUCUAUGUUACGCAGAAUUCGGUGCCAGGGUGCCAAAAGCCGGCUCAGCAUACGUGUACAGUUAUGUCUGCGUGGGGGAAUUUAUAGCGUUUCUAAUUGGAUGGAAUUUAAUAUUAGAAUAUAUUAUAGGUGCUGCGUCGGUAGUGAAGGCACUCAGUGAAUAUCUGGACUCGUUGUUCAAUAAGGCGAUCUCGUCGUACCUACAAGCGGCGAUGCCUAUGGACUCGCCGCACUUGGCCAGCUACCCCGAUUUGUUUGCUUUUGCCGUCAUCAUGGUAUUCUCUGUGGCCCUCGCAUUUGGCGUGAAAGAAUCGUCGAAAUUCAACAAUUUCUGUACGGGCGUGAAUCUGUGUGUAGUGUUGUUUGUCAUCAUAUCGGGAUCGUUUAAAGCUGAUAGCAAGAAUUGGAAGAUUCCUGCCUCCGAAGUUCCCCAAAAUACUGGCAAGGAUUUCGGGAGCGGUGGCUUCGCGCCGUACGGGUUAGCUGGCAUCAUCAAGGGUGCUGCCGUAUGCUUCUAUGGUUUUAUAGGUUUCGACUGCGUGGCGACGGCGGGCGAGGAGGCGCGUCGUCCUCAGAAGACGAUCCCGUUCGCGGUGGUGGCGUCGCUGCUGGUGGUGUUCCUCGCCUACUGCGGCGUCUCCUCCGUGCUCACCCUCAUGCUGCCCUACUACAUGCAGGAUGAGAAAGCCCCGUUCCCGUUCGUGUACGACCGGCUGGGCUGGUCCUGGGCCAAGUACGCCGUCAGCGUCGGCGCCAUCUGCGCGCUCUGCUCCAGCCUGCUGGGCGCGGUGUUUCCCCUGCCACGCAUCAUGUACGCGAUGUCAUCCGACGGGCUGCUGUUCCGUUGUAUGGGCCGAGUCAGCCAGCGAUUCCAAACUCCGCUCGUUGGUACCCUCGUCGCUGGAGUCUUCACUGGUACACUGGCGAUGAUCUUCAAGUUGGAGCAGCUGAUCCAUAUGAUGUCCAUCGGCACUCUGCUCGCUUACUCUAUGGUCGCUUCUUGUGUUCUACUGCUCAGAUACGAGUGCAGCCCGGCGGCGCAGCGAGUGCCGGCGCCCGCGCUCACUGUACGCGGCGUACUGCGGCCCCUCGCGGAACUGAUCCGGACACCCGCCCCCGCCGCGCCCACGGCCGCCACCGCCGCGCUGGUGGCCGCGCUCGUCUCCUGCUACGGAGUGUGGUGCUUCAUAAUGAUGUCCAGCAUCAACCAGUACGGGGACGCCAUCCUGCGCGGCGAGCCGGGGCCCACGGCGAUGCUGGUGGUGGGCGCGCUGCUGGUCGUCUCCACGCUGUACGCCAUCUCCAGGCAGCCGGUGUCAGAGAAGAAAUUAGCUUUCUAUGUACCAUUGGUCCCUUGGCUGCCAGGUCUCAGCAUUCUCAUCAAUGUAUACCUGAUGCUGAAUUUGGAUUAUAUGACGUGGGUUAGAUUUGGAGUCUGGAUCUCGGCAGGUCUUUUGAUCUACUUCACAUAUGGCGUAUGGAAUAGCAGCGAGAGGCGUCGAACCCAGGAGUCAGUACAGCUGACGCAGUUCCACGACAGUCAGACAGCGCUACUCAACAACGGAUUACAGCACACGCUCGGCUGACAAUCAAGAGUUAGAGAAAGAGAACAGCGGGAGAGAGUGGAGACGGGAAGAGAUGUAGUCAGCCCAAGUGGUACUGUCAUAUCUUUUAUAUCCAGUAUUUGAAUUUUGUAUUUUGUAUUGUCAAACAUUGUAUGACUGCAAAUGUACAUGGUUGCUACGUAUAGCGUAAUCUCAUACAUUUAUGUAUGACGUUUAAUGAGAGUAUCUGACAUAAACUUGUAUAUUUAUAAUAAUAAUAAUAUCACUGAACAAUUCAC
Achroia grisella is the source of this 2381-nucleotide messenger RNA. Its product is annotated as cationic amino acid transporter 2. The record is from RefSeq and is a predicted model, not a curated record. Gene Ontology annotation, biological process: transmembrane transport; amino acid transport. Gene Ontology annotation, molecular function: amino acid transmembrane transporter activity. Bases 187 to 2124 code for a protein of 645 amino acids. The transcript has 14 exons. Lineage: Eukaryota; Metazoa; Arthropoda; Insecta; Lepidoptera; Pyralidae. Gene Ontology annotation, cellular component: plasma membrane.